Messenger RNA from Caenorhabditis auriculariae, 14810 nucleotides. The record is from the annotation of a GenBank genome assembly. Lineage: Eukaryota; Metazoa; Nematoda; Chromadorea; Rhabditida; Rhabditidae.
AUGCACAGAGUAGGUGGACAAGUGGCGAGGGCCGCCGCAAGGGCCACGCAGCAGCAACGCACGAUGGCCGCAGCCGCCCCGGCGGCUCCCAAAAAAGUCGAAGUGUUCAUCGACGGCAAGAAGCUGCUCUGCGACCCCGGAAUGACCAUUUUGCAAGUAAUUUUCCGAGGAAAAAGCCAAAAAUCGAGAUUUAUUCAAGGCCUGUUUAUUGGUCGGCGUGGAAAUCCCCCGAUUCUGCUACCACGACCGCCUCUCCAUUGCGGGAAACUGUCGGAUGUGCCUCGUCGAGGUCGAGAAAAGCAUCAAGGUGAGUUUUUUUAAAAAAAGCAUCAGUGUUUUUUUGGGGGUUUUGGGAAAAAAAGCAUCAAGGUGAGUUUUUUUGGGGGUGGGGGUACUUGGGAAAAAAAUGGAAAAAAAAACAUCAGUGUUUUUUUGGGGGUGCUGUGGAAGAAUGGAAAAAGCAUCCUUGUUUUUUUGUGCGGGGGAAGAAUAGAGGGAACUUGAGAAAAAAAUGGAAAAAAAGCAUCAAGGUGGGUUUUUUUGGUAGGGGGAAGGGGUUUGUGGAAAAAAAAAGCAUCAAGGUGGGUUUUUUGGUGGGGGAGGGGGAACUUGGGAAAAAAAUAGAAAAAAAGAGCAUCAAGGUGGAUCUUUGGAUGGAAAAUAGAGAAUUUUUGUGAAAAAAAUAAGAAAAGGAUGGAAAAAAAUACAAUCAAAACAGGUUUUUCGGAUGGAAAAAUAGGUGGAUUUUAGGAAAAAUGAGGAAAAUUCGGUUUUUUUCAAGCUUAAAAAUCGCCAUUUUUUUCUGUAAAAUCCUCAAAAUCAUACUGUUUUGUUGACGAGUUUAUUGAUAGUAAAGUGCGGAACUUUCCAGAAUUCAAUGUCAUUUUUUUCUGAAAACCAUAAAAUCUCACUUUUCUCUAUCAAAAUUUCAAAAAUUUAGUUCGAAAAAGUUUUUUUGAUGUAUAAAUUCCUACACGUGGAAGAUAAAAUUUCAAUUUUUUUAGUUUUCAAGGUUUUUCCUGUACCAAAUAGAAAAAAAGUUUUCGAUUUUGACGCUAUGAAAAAAAUGAAAUUUUUCUGUUUUUUUCGCAUGAUGGUUCGCAUUUUUCAUGGUCCCACAACGGAAAUAUAUAAAAGUUUUUUUUCGUUAUUAUUUCCAAAAAAAGAUAAACGUAAGAUUUAUUAUAAGUAAUACCGACCAGGGAAUGUUACGUUUCGCUCCAAAAUUAUGAGAAAUGAAUUUUUUCUUUUGACGAUUACGUUCCUUUCUAUUCGUUUGCUACUUUUAGACAUAUGAAAAAAAAAUGGAGCUUUUUCAUUUUCUCAAGUUUUUGACCUUGAUUUGGGUUGUUUUCCAAGCUUUGAAAAUUUAUUUCUUCCGAAAAAAGCUUUAAAUGAUGGUAUAUUACAUAGGCAAAGCCGGAAAGGGUGGAAAAAGCUCUGUAGAAAUGUUCCUUUUAGGGUGAAAAAGGCUUCUUUUUUGCUGCCUUUUUGCGCCCUUUUUAUCGGCUUUUUGCACCAUUUUUUUGCUGCCUUUUUUUCCACCAUUUCUCGAGCCUUCAAAAUUCCCAGAAAAAAAUAGAAGGCUCUUAAAUGGGACUCAUUUUUGCUGCCUUUUUGCUGCCCUUUUGCGGCUUUUUGCUGCCUUUUUUUGAGCCUCUCCCUUUUAGCGGCUAUUUCAUCCCCCAUUCCGACUUUGCCGUAAAAGUUAAAAAAAUUCAAAAAUUUUUCGAUCAAAAUUUCGUCCUUUAUAUUUUUUUGGUCAGGCGUUUUUUCCAUGUCAUAUUUGCAUAUUUUUUUCACGUAAAUUACUAUGAAAAUAAUGAUCCUUUGAGGAUAUGAAAAAGUGGUUCGAAGCUGGCCCCUCUGCGGGGGAUCCUCGAAGAAACUCCCCCCCCCCUUUCUACCUAUGAAGCUACUAUUACGAUUUUGUUUUUUUCCACCAAAAAGUUCCAAUUAUUAUUUUUUUAUUACAAAGAAAAAAAGUGAAUAAUUGGCAAUUUUUUUCAAGCCGGUCGCCUCGUGUGCCAUGCCGGUGAUGAACGGCAUGAAGGUCAAAACCGACUCGGACUUUGUGAAGAAGGCCCGCGAAGGCGUCAUGGAGUUCCUCCUGACCAACCAUCCCCUGGAUUGCCCCAUCUGUGAUCAGGUAAGGAAAUACCGUGGAAUCGCGAAAAAUGGUUAAAAUUAGUUAGAAUAUCGUUAGAAGAAGCUGAAUUUUUCUAAUAAUAAAAUCCAGAAAGUUCAAUUUUUCUUGUUAUGAGGUAAAAAUGCAUUUUUUCUAGUCUGCAAUCUCUGAAAUUUGCUAAUUUUUAUAGAAGAAACCGUUUUUCUGGUUUUUUUCGAUGGUUUUUUUCUGUGAGUUUCAGGUAGGAUUUCUUAGAAAUAUAGAAAAUUUUUCCCUGGUAUAAUCCAUUUUUUUAUUGACUUGAAAUUCAUUUGCAACGCGGUCGCGGCGCGUUUUUUUCGAUUUUUUUGAAUUUUUAAGGAAAAUCGUCUUCCUUCACAUGAUAAAAAAAAUGAUGCCAAAGCAACAUUUUUUUGAAAAUUAUAUCUCUUGAAAAAGAAAAAAUCAAAAAAAUGCGAAAUUUUCUUGACCGCUUUGCAUGUAGAGCUUGCGCCAAUUUUCCCUCGUUUUUUUAUUUUUUUUCCGCAAAAAUUGGAGUAAAUUUCGUUUCGAGACCCUUUUCGAAAAGAAAUAACGAAAAGCCCAAAAUUUGUUGAUUACGGUAGCUUUUUUUCUGCUGUGUUUUCGACUGUCUCGCAAGGAGUACGGUAUACAAACUGUAGCCGGCUGUUUAAAGCCAAGACAUAUAGUUAAAAUGAUCCAGAAGUUCUAGUUUGAGCAUCAUGAGCUUCAGGGAGGCGAAUGCGAUCUCCAAGACCAGGCGAUGACCCACGGUAGCGACCGCGGGCGUCUCCAGUCCCGUUACGAUGGAAAAAGGUCAAAAAAUCGAUCGGAAAAAAUCAAUAAAGUAUCGAUUUUCAGAGCCGUCGAGGACAAAAAUAUCGGUCCCCUUGUGAAAACCGUCAUGACCCGGUGUAUCCAGUGCACUCGAUGUGUCCGAUUCGCCAAUGAGGUUUGAAGGGGUCACUUUAGGGGCACCUCGAGGGACCACCUUACAAGUUUGAUGAAGGUUUGAAGGGGUCACUUUAGGGGCUCUUGUAGGUUCCCCUCUAGGGAGCUCCUUACUAGUUUGAUGAAGGUUUGAAGGGGCCACUUUAGGAGUUAGUUUUAGGUUCCCCUCUAGGGACCACUCUACAAGUUUGCUGAAGGUUUGAAGGGGCCACCUUAGGGGCUCUUGUAGGUUCCCCUCUAGGGACUACCCUACAAGUUUUCUGGAGGUUUGAAGGGGUCACUUCAGGGGCUCUUGGAGGUUCCCCUCUAGGGACCACCUUACAAGUUUGCUGACGUGGUCACUUUAGGGGUGUAUUUGAGUAGACCCUACACGUCUUUUUAACAUUAAAACCAGAAAAAGGAAAAAUUAAAAGACCCCUUUAGGGACCACUUCAGAGCUUUUUUCCGGAAACACUUCCAUUGAAACGAUUUACAGAUUUUUGAGAAUUUUUCAACACUUUACGGUUUCAUAGUCUCUGUAAAAAAAGAUUUAUCGACAGGAGCAGAUAAUUUAGCAUAGUCGUUGCAUGCUACUCUAAAUAAGUUGAGGCGCUUAAAAUCAUAGUUUUCUUUAAAAUGCGGUCAAUUUUAACGUUGGAAGUUUCAAAGUUUCGAAAAUUGCCUCCAUUUUGUCAGUUAUCUAGACAAAAUGCCAGAAUUUUGGCUCGAAAAAAAUUCCUCAUCCAAAAUUUUUGAUAUAUUCAAAGUGAUGAAGAAAAUGAAUGUUUCAGGUCGCCGAUUUUCCGGAUUUCGGAACGACCGGAAGAGGUUCCGAUAUGCAAAUCGGAACCUACGUCGAGAAAUUCUUCGCCUCGGAAUUGUCCGGAAAUAUCAUCGAUAUCUGCCCGGUCGGCGCCCUCACCAACAAACAAUACGCGUUAGUUGAUAUUCUGGGGAAAGUCGGAAUUGUGGAAAAUGGAAAAAAAAAGGGAGAGGCUUAAAAAGAGCUGCAAAACGGCAGCAAAAAAGGCUGCAAAAUGGCUGCAAAAAGGCCACAAAAAGGCAGCAAAACGGUUACAAAAAGGUCGCAAAAAGGCCGCAAAAGAGCAGCAAAAAGGCUGCAAAAAUACAGCAAAAAGGUUGCAAAAAGAAAAAGUUGCAAAAAGGUCGCUAAAAGGCUACAAAAAGGCUUCAAAAAGGCGGCAAAAAUGACCUCGAAAAGGCCGCAAAAAGGCGGGAAAAAAGCAGCGAAAAGGCUGCAAAAAGGCUUCAAAAUGGCAGCAGAAAGGCUUCAAAAAGGCAGCAAAACGGCAGCAAAAAAGGUAGCUAAAAGGCAGCAAAAAGGUAGCAAAAAGGGAACCUUUCUGAAGCCUUUUUCCACCCUUUCCGACUUUGCCCAUGAUCUUUCGGAAAUCGAUGACUUCCCCGUUUCAGCUUCACGGCGAGACCCUGGGAAACGCGCAAAACGGAGAGCGUCGACGUCAUGGACGCCGCCGGAUCCAACAUCGUCCUGACCCAUCGAACCGGCGAACUUCUGAGGGUCAUCCCCAAGAUCAAUGAUGUUGGUGGUUUGUUGAAGCAGGAAAGUUAGCCAGAACAGCAAAAAGAAAUGAAGGGAGCCUCAAAAAUCAAUCAUUUUUAGCUUUUUUAAUACUGGAAAGAACUUUCUCAAUCCCGUAGACAUUUCUGAGCCUCUCUAAUGACCAUUUUAGUGGCGUGAGCUUUAUAAAGUUCUAGAGAUCGCUUUAGCAACGUCAGAACUCUUAAAAAGUUCUAGGGACAACUGUAGUGGUGCCAGAACCUUUAAGUGAUCCCUAGAAUUUCUCAGAAAUGUUUGCGAUUUUUUAUCGCGGUCAGAACCCUUAAGUGAUCUUAGGAAUCGCUCAAAACGCCCGAAAAAUCAAAAAAACUAAAAAGGAGAUUUUUUGGUAAGGGAGAAAAUGUGAUUUCAAAAAACCGAAAAGAAAGUUUAGGUUCAGCAAAAAACUGCUGAAAUUUAAAUUAAACUCAUAUUUGAGUCUCCCGUUUCACACUCAUUUUGCGCCAACCAUGAAAAAAAGUUCAUUUUUUGAACCUUUCCAAAAAAAAAAACCAAAGUUUGUAUAUUUUUGUGAUAACUCCAAUUUUUUAACAUCUGGAGAUUUUGACGAAAAGUUGUUUUUCUUAAGGACAUUAAUGAAGAAUGGAUCGGAGACCAGUCCCGUUUCGCCAUCGACGCUUUGAAAGUUCAGCGACUUUUGACGCCGUUUGUUCGUGGAGCUGAUGGACAGUUGAAGUGAGGCGGAAAAAAAAAAUCAAAAAAAAAACACCUUAAAGCCUAAAAAACGACAAAAUUCGCUUUGCAUCGCAUUUUUUUCAGUAAAAAAAAAAUGAAUUUGACCCCUUUUUCACCAUUUUUCACUAUUCUUCCAUUUGCAAUGAAAUUUUCUGGCCUAAAAAUGGUUGAGUUUUGAAAAAUCAGAAUGAAAAAGAUAACUGAAUUUUUGAAGGGUCAGAGAUAAUUCCGAAUUUCGAAGUUACUUUGAAAAGAGUGUAAAAAAUGAACGUAAAGAUGGAUGGAAAAAAAAAAUGGCUCACACGUUUUUUUUUCCCGUCGGUUUACUGUUUCAGAGAAUGUUAAUGAAACUCGUGAAUGAAUAAGAAAUAUAUUCAGAAUGUAGUGCCGUGUUCAAAGUAAUUUCCGCGAAAUGCAAAAUGAUCUCUGAUUCUCCAAAGUUUAGUGAUCUUUUCCUUUCUCUAACGGGUAUUUUGCAUUUCGCAGAAAUUACUUUGAACACGGCAUAGAAAAAAUUGAUUCUUUUCUGAAAUCUUGAUUUCGCGGGAAAAGUGAUUUACGUGAAAUACAAAAUAGCUUUAAAUUUUGACCAAAAUUUCUCAGAUUUUGAGGUUUUUUAUAGACUUUGAUCACAGCGAACAACAUUUAUCGAAGAUUUCAUGAAAAGGGCAAAAUAAGAACAAAACUCGAAACCGUGAAAUACGUUAAAAUCAAAAAAUUCACGACAAAAGCGAAAGAACAACGUCGCAUGAAGAGACGCCAGAGAAAUGAGGCUUUUCUAGCUUCUCUGACGUCUCUUCAGGUUCUCUAAUUUAUCGUCUGGAUUAUUUAGCCUCAUAAAUGAGGUUGUAACCGUUAUAUGAAAAAAAAAAACUCGAAAAAACCUGAUUUUUCAUUCGUGACACUAUAAAUUCUAAAGCGUUGGCGGUAUUUCCAAUUUUUCUAGCCUUAUUGAAAAAUUUUUUUAUUCACCCUAAGUUUGGAAAUGUGUGAAAACCGAAAAUUUUACGAGAAAGCGAAAGAACAACGUCGCAUGAAGAGACGCUAGAGAAAUGAGGCUUUUCUCGCUUCUCUGACGUCUCUUCAGGUCCUCUAAUCUAUCGUCUGAAUUUUUCCAAUCUUGAAAAGUAAAAAUUUCGUUUUCAAAGUUAUUUCAUGCAAAAUUAUCUCUGACCCUCCAAAUUUUAGUUAUCUUUUUCUUUCUCUGACGGCUUUUUUAAGUUUCACUGAAUCGCUUUGAACACAUUGAAAAUUUCCCAAAAAAUGGCUAGAUCCUUUUUUCAUGCACCAGAGGAAGAUCUUCAAAGUUUCAACGUGCAAGACCUUCUAAAUUUUGAAAAAAAGUCAAAGAAAUCCCUCAAAAAUGGGCCAAUUUUGGGGUUUCGAGCCCUUAUUUCUCGAAAACUAGGCUGUCGCCGCCCAUGUAUGAACACGGCAUUCCAGCACCUUUUUUAGAGCUAUUUUCUGCAUAUCAGAAGUCAAAAAGUUGCUCAGAACAUUUCAAAAUUGAAGGCCCGCCUCCUGGGAAGAAGCCCUUUUCACAGUCGCCGCGAAAAUGCGAGAAACCCCCGCCGAGCUGAAAGCCGCCGUUGUUGGAGGCCUCACUGACGUCGGUAAGUUUCCGAAAAACCCCCAGAAGAACCCCAAAAAAUGACGUCUUCUUCCAGAGACCAUGGUCGCCCUGAAAGAUCUCUUCAACCGGUUCAACAGCGAAAACGUCAUGACCGAGGAGGAGUACCCCGAAACGAGCGGUGGAGCGGACUUGAGGUACUUAGAGACGCCAGAGGGGUCACUAGAGGGGUUAGGGGGGAAACAGACCUUAUAUGGACAAAUGAGGGCUCCCUAGAGGGGCAAGACUUGAGUGGUCCUUAUAGGAGCUCGCUUAAGGAGACUAGAGUGGUCACUAAAGGUUUAGGGAGAAAACAGGCCUUAUAUGGAUAAAAUAGGGCUCCCUAGAGAAGUGAAAUUCAAGUGGCCUUUUCAGGAGCUUACUUAGUUGUCCCUAGAGGAUUUAGGAGAGAAAAUAUGCCUUAUAGGGACAAAUGAGGGACCCUGGGAGAGGUAAGACUCAAGUGGUCCCAAUAGGACCCUUAAAAGCUUCAGAGGGGUCACUAGAGGGAUUAGGGAGAAAACAGCCCUUACAGGGACAAAAUGAGGUUCCCUAGAGCAGUGAAUAUGAAUUGGUCCUUAUAGGAGCUCACUUAGGAACGACAGAGGGGUCCCUAGAGGGGUUAGGGAGAAAACAGACCUUAUAGUGACGCAUAUGGGAUCUUAGGAUGGGUAAGACUUAGGUGGUCCCUAUAGGAGUUUAGAGUCUAUGACUUUAAUGUUACAAACAGGAUCGAUGACUCCUCUGUUGAUAUUUUUUUCAUUCUAAUAAUGCUAAUUGCACCCCUAGAGGGACCACUUUUAGACGCUCUAGUUCCUCUAUAAGGUAAAUAAUGUGGUGGUCCCUAGAGGGGAACCUCCAAUGGUCACUAAAGGAACCACUCUAGAGCCCUUAAGGUAGAAAUUUCGAACGUUUUUAAGGUCGAACUACACAUUCAACGACACGAUUUCCGCCGUGGAAUCGUCGGAUGCCCUUCUUUUGGUCGGUACGAAUCCCCGUUUCGAGGCGCCCACCAUCAAUGCGAGAAUCAGGAAAACGUCCGUCUUUUAUUAACGCAAAGAGCGAGAAGAAAAAAAUGGUCUGAAUAGCGCCAAAAAUGACCGAAAAAUCGCAAUUUUCGAAGCAAAUUUGUAUGUUUUUGUACCAUUUAUGGGAUCUUUUGGCUCAAAAUUCAUUUUCAUGAAAGUUUAAUAACAUUUUUGAGCCAAUAUUUGUGUUAUUAAUUGGAAAAAGUGCGUCUAGUGGUCCGAUAAGUGAAUUUCGAUCCAAAAAAAACGCAACUUUUGUAGCAAAUUUGAGUAUUUUAGCACCUUUUUUGAAGUCUUUUUGGGUCGAAAUUCGAUUUGACAGGCGUUUUGAUUUAAACUUGAUGACUUUUUCGUUUUUUUUUUUAAAUGUUGGAAUGUCAGUUUCAGAAUUAAAAUCAAAAACACCCCAAAAUACUCCACUUCUAUUCCAGUUUCCUCUACUCGGACAUCCAAAUCGGCGUGAUUGGAGCCCAGACGAACCUGACCUACGAAUACGACUACCUCGGCUCGACGUCCAAGGCCAUCGACGACCUUUUGGCGGGCAAAGGCGACUUCGCCAAGACGCUGAGCAACGCCAAGAACCCCAUGAUCAUCGUCGGCGCCGAGGCUCUCCAGGGCGAAGGCGGCGCGGCUGUCCUCGCCAAGCUCCAGCAAUUGGUAAGCAUGGUUUUCACGGGCGCAGAGACCGGGAGAAAAAAGGGAGGUAAACGGGAAUAAAUCGGGCGUUUGACAUCUCCACUCUCGAUCUCUCGGUGUUCAUGCGACGCCGCCAGGGUAUGAGUAGGUAUGCGGAGAGUUGGCGGGAGGUAAACGGGAACAAAUCGGGAAGAAAACGGGCGCUUGCCAUUUACACCCGGGGACUGUCCGACUUCUUUCGACAUUUCCAGUGUUUGAGUAGGUCUUCGGGAGGCAAAUGGGACGAAAUCGGGCGCUGCCAUCUAAACCCGCUAACUUUCCGUGCUCAUGCUGCACCGCCAGUGUAUGGUCUACGGAGAAUUGGCGGGAGGUAAACGAGACAAAAUAGGUAAAAAACCGAUCUUCGCCAUAUAAACCCCCCGAACGGCCCCGUGUCUGAAGGCAGACUCAGCCAAAGCAAGAGUAAGUGCGCGGGCGCCGACGGGAGGUAAGCGGGAAGAAGUCGGUAAAAAAAACUGGGCGUUGUCAUCUACACCCGCGGACGGUCCCACUUUCUUCUCGUGGAAAAACUCUGUCAGUGUGUAUGCGUAGACUCGCGGGAAGCCCACGGGAGAUAAACGGGAGGAUAUCGGAAGAAAGGGGCGUUCGCCAUCUACAACCGCUGACAGUUCGUCGGCGUUUGAGGGCAGGCUCAGCCAAUGUUAGAAAGAGUGCGCGGGAACCGACGGAAGGUAAGCGGGACGAAAUCGGUAAAAAACCGGGCGUUGCCAUCUAAACACGCGGACGGCCCCCUGUUCUUGCCGUUGAGAGGCCCCGUCGAUGUGUAGGCGUAGGUCCGCGGAAGCCCAUGGGAGGUAAACGGGAUGACAUCGGUAAGAAAACGGGCCUGUGCCAUAUAAACGCUCCGGACAGUUCCGUGUUUGAUCGCAGACUCAGCCAAUGAAGAGCAAGUGCGCGGGAAGUCCAUGGGAAGUAAACGGGCUGAGUCCGGUAAAAAAGGGGGCGUUCUUCAGUCUGAUAAUCAUUAUAAUUCUUCCAUUCAGCAAAAUUGGAUUUCUGAAUGUUGCGUUUCAGAGCACCAAGCUGUCCAAGGACAAGAAUUCCAAGGUUCUGAACGUCCUCCAACGGUGGGCCGGCAUGACUGGCGCCUUGGACAUCGGCUACAAAGUAUUGAUUUUAUCGAUUUUUUGCAAAUUUGUCUCGUUUGUAAAGGAUAGUUUUCAAUUUUUCGUGUUAAGCGUUCAUUUCCACCUUUUCAUGCUAUUUUAGGUUGUCAUUUUUCUGAUUUUGAGCGAUUUUUUUCAGUUUUUAAGGUUAUUUUGAGCCUUAUUUUCGAUUCUUAAUAACACUUUAGACCGUAAUUUAAAAUUUCCUCUGAAUUUCCGUGUUAUUUUAAGUCUUUUACAGUUUUCCAUGUCAUAAUAGGCACUCUUUUUCGUUUUUUUCUAAAAAUUGAAUUUUUCGAGAUUUUUACAUCAAUCGAUAAGAAAUGACGUCAGAAGUCCAAAUAAGCACGUCAAAAAUUCCAAAAAAAAAAAUUUUUUUUCUCGAUUUCUAGGAAGUUAGGACCUUUAAAACCUAUUUUUUCUUGAUCCCUUUGAUCUUCUCUAUCGAUUGAUACUAUAUUUGACCGAUUUCCGAGGUUUCGAUUUCCAAGUAUGAUAAUAGCUUUGUUCCAAUUUGACCUACGGAUUUUUAGGUUAUUUUAAGUAAUCAUUUUCAGAUUAUCAUUUCAUUUUGAAAAUUCAUUUUUCCAGGCUGGAACCGCUUCCCUGCGAAAGAAGCCGAUCAAGUUCCUCUACUUGGUCGGGGCCGACGAAGGCAAAAUCUCGAGAUCCAAUCUGGAUCCGCAAGCUUUCGUCGUUUAUCAAGGUACCGAAACUGAUGAAAAAUCAAAAGAAAAGUUGGUAAUUACAGUUGUCUUACAGUAGACUUGUUAAGAAGGGGUAAAAUUUGCAAAAAAAUUGAAUUUUUUUCAAAAAAAUCUUCUGGAAGUAGUGAUGGUUGAAAAACUUUGAAGAAAGAAAGUAAUUUCAAAAAAAUUUUCGAUGUUUCCCUGAAAAAUUUUUUUAAUGCUUUAAAGGCACAGCUGAAAGAAAGCUACCGUAAUCCCAGCCGUUUUAAAACUGAAGGGAAAAUUUAAAAAAUUCGAGUGAAGGAAGGUGACAAGAAAAGAAAAUAAUUUGAAAAUUUUAAAAUUAUUUUUUUCCUGAAGAUUCAUGGUAUAUUUAAAGGCACAGGCUUAAGAAAAUAAUAAAGGGUCUCGAAGCGAAAAAUUCUAGGACACCACGGAGAGAAGGGAGCCGAACUGGCUGACGUCAUUUUGCCCGGAGCGGCGUACACCGAGAAGGAAGGCACCUAUGUCAACACCGAAGGAAGAUCGCAGAGGUUUAGAGAAAAAACGAAGUGACGUCAUAAGAUGAAGCGUAUGACCCCUCCAUCUUUUGCGCACUAUUUCGCGUACCGCGUCAAGAAUUUUCUCUAGUGAUGAGUUUCUUGCAAGCUUGUUAAGAAUAGUAGAUUUUCAAGAUAAUGGGCCCUGACGCGAUAAGAGAAGAGAGAGUGCCUGGUUAGUGGAGAGCCCAGACAGGCCACGCCCCCUUCCUAAGCUCGCCGUGAAUAGCAAAAAUCAACGAAAUAGGGCGAAAAAAAAAUUGGAAUUCAGACAUUUGUGAAGAGUUUUUAAGUAGAUUUUUAAAAAUCUGGAUUAUGGCCGUUUUUUCAAGAUUUUUUGUCCAAAUUUUAAUUAUCCUAAAGUUUCACCGUCUAUAGAAGCGGUACAGGAAAAAAAGAGAAAAAUAUUGAUUUUUUUGACAUAUUUUUUUCAAAAAAAGUUGGAUUUGAUGCCGAUUUUCUUUCAAAAUUGAAUUUUUUUAAAUGAUUACACAGUCGUUGCAGGAGUAAAAUAAAGAAAAAAAUGAUAGUUUUUUUGGCUUGAAAAUGAUGAAAAAAAGUUGGAUUUGAUACCGAUUUUUCAAGUAACUAAGGAUAAUACAGUCUUAUUUCUAAAUUUUAUGGCUCAAAAAUUGAAAUUUUUUUAAGCAAUUAUCCAGUCACCUGGAAGAGCGAUACAUGAAAAGAGAAAAAAAAAUUUUGGCUUGGAAAUAUUGAAAAAAGUUGGAUUUCAUACUUAUUAUUCAAGCGUUAUAUAGCCUUUUAAAAAAAAUUUACUGCUCAAAGUUCAAAUUUUCAACAAAUUAUAUAGCCAAUCCUGGAGAUGGUAUAGCUGGCAAAACUUUAGAAGGCAAAAUUUUGGUAAGGAAUUAUAGAAAAAAACUGGCUUUCAAUACUGAAUUUCUAGGAUAAAAGCUAUUUUUUUCAAGAUUCGUCGUGUUAUUUUCAAUUUCUCCAGAGGUUACCCGGCCGUCUCGCCGCCUGGAGAAGCCCGAACUGACUGGAAAAUCGUCAGGGCCGUCUCGGAGGUUCAUUCUUCGAAAUCUGGAUCUGUACCUGAAGAAAAUCGAUUUUCAGGUCGCUGGCAAGACCCUUCCCUACAAUGAGAUCAAGGAGCUGCGCGCCAGAAUGAGCGAGGUGAAAAAUUGGAUUUUUAGAAUGAAAAUUGAGAAAAUGUCUAGAUUGCCCCUCAUUUGGUCCGUUAUCGCGAUUUCGAGCCGUCGAGCUUCUCCAAACAAGCCUUGGAACUGGCUCAGGUUGGAUAGAGGGUUCAAAAAAAAUUUCAUAGCGGGGAAAAUUAAGGAAAAUCUAUAUGUUAAGAUUUUUAAUGUCAAGUGCAAUGACGUCAUUCAAGAAUACUCUGUGGAGGACUCGCUCUCUGAUUGGUUUAUCGAGCCAUUAGGGGCGGAGCUUGAGCGACCACUUGACAUUCAAAAUCUGAACAGACUAUAACGUUUCCACGGUUUUUAGAGAAAUUAGGCCUCAAAAAGAUGAAAAUACCUUGAUUUAUGCUAUAGUAAUGCAUAGGGCCUGUUGAUUUUCGAAAAAAAAAAAUGAAAAUAUCAAGUGAAAAUUGAGAAAAACGUAUAAAAGUUGGUUUUCUCCAUUUCCUACAGGAAAAUUUAGAAAACUGUUGGAUUAAUUUUUGAAGAAUGGAUAUUUUCAGUAGAGCACACAUGAACCUUAUCUUUGUGAAGAGAGUAAAAAUCGCCUUUAUAAGAUUUGAGUUUGUAUGAUUUUCGUUGUGGUCCUGAAUAUCUGCUUGAAAUUUUACGAAACUUUUUAUUUUUCAAGGAAAAUCCACCCAAAAGUCAUUUUUUCCAAGCAGACCAAACACUUUUCGAAAAUAUAAAGCCUCUUUUUUACGCUCUGUCAACGAGAAAUCCGCGUAUUGAUCUCAUUUUUUCGGUAUUUUUUAGAUAAAAGGUGGAAAAAGAUCCAGAGUUUAUACUUAGAAACUUUUGGACCUUUUUUUUCUAAGAUAUUUAGAGCUUUUGGGAGAUUCCAAGCUGUCUGAAUUUAUGAAUUUAUCAUGUUUUUUAAUCAUUUUAAUCAUUUUCAAUCAAACUAAUCAUUAUGAUAUUUUUUUGAUUGUCCAUUUGCCUUUUUCAAGUAUAUUUUUCUCCUUCAUAACGCAUAAAGUGGGCGGAGCCUAUCAAAAAGCUGCCGCUUCAAGAUGUAAAUGUCUUCUAGUUACUGUGAGAUCAAUACUAGGCUCCAGGAAUAAACUUGAAAUUGUUGUCAUAAGAUAUUUUUGAAAACUUCGUAGGGUGUACCUUGAAUAAAGAACCUUUAUGGCCACUCCAAAAUUUGACCUUCAGACGGGCUCGUCCUCGGAGAAGGAGCUGGUGCCCAAGCAACGCGACCUGCCCGACUAUUACCAGACGAACGUCAUCUCUCGCAACUCCCAACUCAUGGCCGCCACCAAGAGAGCUGCUCUCGAUGCUAGGGUAUGAUCAUGUUCCCUCUAAGCAUCAAAAAAUGAUAAACGAAAAAAAAAUUGAUGAAAUGGAUAGGUUAUGAUGUGAAAAUGGAAAAUGUACCAGUUGAACAAAAACAUUAAUUUUAGCUGUUCUGUUUCAAAACGUUGAAAAUGAGGUUUUUGAAACUUGGAUUGAUUUUGAGAGGAAUAGUCAGGAAAAGGCGCUAGGAAGGUCUUUUAGGAACCUUUUUGGAACCUUCUCCGAAAGUUACUUUUAGACUUUUCUCGUCUCUAUAGAGCUUUUGAAAGGUGUAGUCCUGAAAAAACAGUUAAAAAGACUCCUAUAGGGACCACUUGCGUCUCAGCGGUCAGACCCUGAACCCCUAUAAGGACCACUUGAGACAAUGUUGAUUUUAGCGAUUUUUCAUUACAGCCCUACUUCCUUUUUCGCGACUUUAAACUGAUUUUUUUCUCUGUUUCCUCCUCGUCUCUUGACGACCCUCUCAUUUUGACGCACUAUUUCCAUUUUUGACUGACCUCACCGCAGAGGGAACAGGGAGACGCAGACAGGCAGAAAGUUUCAAGUUGCGGUGAACGGACUAUACAUAGGCAAAGUCCAAGUGACCUUUUGAAGAGCUUUUUUCGAAAAUGCAAACGACAAUUCUUUCAUGCUCCUUUCUCUCAUAUUUUUAAUAAAAAGGACUUUUUUUGGCUUCACCUUCUUUUUUUAGCGCGUUUUUAUUUCGUUGAAAUAGGCUUUUACCAUGAAAAGACAGGAAAAGGGUAUAGGAAGGUCUUUUGAAGGCCUUUUUGGAACCUUCUUCAAAAGUUACUUUUGGACUCGUCUCUAUAGAGCUUUUGAAAGGUAUAGUCCUGAGAAGCAGCUAAAAAGACCCUUAUAGGGACCACUUGAGCUUUAGGGGUCACGCCCUAUAACCCUAGAGUGACCACUUGAGACUUAGUGGUCACGCCCUAAAACCCUAGAGGGACCACUUAAGUUGAAGGGGCUGAGGGGUCAAACCUGAAACCCCUAUAAGGGCCACUUGAGACUUAGUGGUCACGCCCUAUAACCCUAGAAGGACCACUUGAAUUUUACCCUUAUAUGAGACCCUGUUUUGUCCCUUCUAGGGGCUUUUUUCUUCUCUCUAACCCCUCUAGGGACCACUAUGACCUUCCUAAGUUCGUUUUUUGUAGGAAUAUUUCAAAAAUAAACAAGGCUCAGUUAUGAAAUUACUAAAUUUUUCAACUAAUAUUUAAAAUUCAAUGAAAAAAUACUGUAUAUACUGAGUGUCCACUAGAUUUUUCUCAAUUUUUCCUCUAAAAAUCGAUUUUUUCAGGAAAACCCCUACAUGGAGCCGGCGGUGACGCAGGCUGCGGCCCGAGCUUGA